AGAGUCCGGGCCGGGUUUUGCGCCGGUCCCCGGUCUUGUCUCACGGCCUCCUGCCGCCGCCGCCGCUGCCUUGUUUACUGAGCUCGCGCGUCCUGAUAUCACUCCGCUGGCAUGGAGGAGGAGGAGGAGGUGGAGGAGCGCGAGGAGGAGGAGGAGGCGGCGGAGGAGGCGGCGGCGGCGGCGGCGAGCAGUUGAUCAUUGUGAUGGUGGCAGGAGCAGAGGCGGCAGCGGCAGCCCAGCCGAGCGUUAGGGGCUGCUCUCCGCGCGGCGUUUUGCAAAGGACUUCACCGAUCUACUUUUGCAGUCGCCUCGGACUGUCCAUGUGUUUACUUCCCCCAGCCCGAGGAUUCGGUAUCUAGGUUCCUGUGAAAUGCAACUGAGCAGCCAAAGUACUUUGAGAACACGGGGCGGCAUAAACACCAAAACUUUUUUGUGGAAGGAAAAUGCAAUAAGCAAGCUUGCCGUUUUCCGAUGCGGUGUGGAGUGAGUGUGUGUCGCGCGUCUCCGCACUGGAGGCAUAUGCUUGUGUGUGUACAUGGGGUGUGAUUUUCGGGACGUAGGGAGAAAAUGCUUGCCAGCCACCGGAAAUCUCCUGGAAUUUAUUAGAAAAUAAUGGAUUAUAAAAAGAAGGCAGGCGAAGAGCGGAUCUUCCCUUGAGUUGCAACCUGAUUUGCUGCUGGCUCAGUUUGUGAUUCUUUUUGUUGAUAGGUGUCUGAUGGUAUUCCGAUAACACCCUUCGCUUUUUUUUUUUAACCCCCCUCGAGCUUUACAGUUAAAAAAAAAAAAAAAGGAAACAAAAAACCCACCCCAAAAUCUCUCCCCCUUUUUUUCGCCCCGCCGGGAUCGCUGUUUCCAUCCAUGUGCUUGCGUCUCCCCCGCGUUCCACUAAAACUAUUUUAAUCCUUGGACCCAAGGAGGAGGCUGAUAGGGGGGGUGGAUAAAAAAAGUUCUUCCAAAAUAGUGUGCCCGGGGAGCAGGAUGGGGGAUUUCGCAGCCCCCGCUGCUGCCGCGAAUGGCAGUAGUAUUUGCAUCAACAGUAGCCUGAACAGCAGCCUCGGCGGGGCCGGGAUCGGUGUGAAUAAUACUCCCAAUAGUACUCCCGCUGCUCCGAGUAGCAAUCACCCCGCUGCGGGCGGCGGCUCCGGGGGCCCCGGCGGCAGCUCGGCGGCCGUCCCCAAGCACAGCACUGUGGUCGAGCGACUCCGCCAGCGCAUCGAGGGUUGCCGGCGACACCACGUCAACUGCGAGAACAGGUACCAGCAGGCUCAAGUGGAGCAGCUAGAGCUGGAGCGCCGGGACACCGUGAGCCUCUAUCAGCGGACCCUGGAGCAGAGGGCCAAAAAAUCGGGCGCCGGCACUGGCAAGCAGCAGCACACGAGCAAACCCCAGCACGAUGCGGAGGCUGCCUCGGCGGAGCAGAGGAACCACACGCUGAUCAUGCUACAAGAGACUGUGAAAAGGAAGUUGGAAGGAGCACGAUCCCCUCUUAAUGGAGACCAGCAGAAUGGUGCUUGUGAUGGGAGUUUUUCUCCCACUAGCAAGCGAAUUCGAAAGGACAUGCCUGCUGGGAUGGAAGCCAUCAACAAUUUGCCCAACAACCUGCCACUGCCUUCUGCUUCUCCUCUUCACCAACUUGACCUGAAGCCUUCUCUGCCCUUGCAGAAUAGUGGAACUCAUGCCCCUGGGCUUCUAGAAGAUCUAAGCAAGAACGGUAGGCUCCCUGAGGUUAAGCUUCCUGUUAACGGCUGCAGCAACCUCGAGGAUAGCUUCACCAUCCUGCAGAGCAAGGACCUCAAACAGGAACCUCUCGAUGAUCCUACCUGCAUAGACACAUCAGAAACAUCUCUUUCCAAUCAGAACAAAUUGUUCUCUGACAUUAACCUGAAUGACCAAGAGUGGCAAGAAUUAAUAGACGAGCUGGCCAACACGGUUCCUGAAGACGACAUACAGGACCUGUUCAAUGAAGACUUCGAAGAGAAGAAGGAGCCGGAAUUCUCGCAGCCAGCCACAGAGACUCCUCUCUCCCAGGAGAGUGCGGGCGUGAAGAGCGACCCGUCUCACUCGCCUUUUGCACACGUCUCCAUGGGCUCGCCCCAGGCCAGGCCUUCGUCUUCUGGUCCUCCCUUUUCUACUGUGUCCACGGCCACGAGCUUACCUUCCGUGGCCAGCACUCCUGCAGCUCCCAACCCCGCCAGCUCACCCGCGAACUGUGCUGUCCAGUCCCCUCAAACUCCAAACCAAGCCCACACGCCGGCCCAAGCUCCGCCUCGGCCUGGCAAUGGUUAUCUCCUUAAUCCAGCAGCGGUGACAGUGGCCAGCUCAGUCCCUGUGGCUGUGCCCAGCUCUGACAUGUCUCCAGCAGAACAGCUCAAACAGAUGGCCGCCCAGCAGCAACAGCGAGCCAAACUCAUGCAGAAGCAGCAGCAGCAACAGCAGCAACAGCAGCAGCAGCAGCAGCAGCAGCAGCAACAGCAGCAGCAUUCAAACCAGACUUCAAGUUGGUCUCCCUUAGGGCCUCCAUCGAGUCCAUACGGAGCAGCUUUCACUGCAGAAAAACCAAAUAGCCCAAUGAUGUACCCUCAAGCCUUUAACAACCAAAACCCUAUAGUGCCUCCAAUGGCAAACAACCUGCAGAAGACACCAAUGAGUAACUACCUCCCCCAGAAUCAUAUGAAUAUGAUCAAUCAGCAGCCAAAUAACUUGGGUACAAACUCCUUAAACAAACAGCACAAUAUUCUCACGUAUGGCAACACUAAACCUCUGACCCAUUUUAAUGCAGACUUGAGUCAGAGGAUCACACCCCCGAUGGCCAACCCCAGCAAAAACCCCCUGAUGCCGUAUAUCCAGCCGCAGCAGCAGCAGCAACAGCAGCAGCCACCCGCCCAGCAGCAACCGCCGCCUCCACCGCAGCUCCAGGCCCCGAGAGCGCACCUGAGUGAGGACCAGAAACGCAUGCUUCUCAUGAAGCAGAAGGGAGUGAUGAAUCAGCCCAUGGCCUACACAGCGCUCGCAUCCCACGGUCAGGAGCAGCACCCCGUUGGGCUUCCCCGGACCGCAGGCCCCAUGCAGCCCUCUGUGCCCCCAGGCUCAAGCAGCCUGGUCUCCGGAGCCAGCCCCUCGGGCCCCGGCUUCCUGAGCAGCCAGCCGCAGGCGGCCAUCAUGAAGCAGAUGCUGAUUGAUCAGCGGGCCCAGCUGAUGGAGCAGCAGAAGCAGCAGUUCCUUCGGGAGCAGCAGCAGCGGCAGCAGCAGCAGAUCCUGGCCGAGCAGCAGCUGCAGCAGUCUCAUCUUCCCCGGCAGCACCUCCAGCAGCAGCGGAAUCCGUACCCUGUGCAGCAGGUCAAUCAGUUUCAAGGCUCCCCCCAGGACAUCGCAGCCGUGAGAAGCCAGGCAGCCCUCCAGAGCAUGCGGACAUCACGGCUGAUGGCACAGAACGCAGGCAUGAUGGGAAUGGGACCCUCCCAGAACCCAGGGACCAUGACCACAGCUGCGGCCCAGUCUGAGAUGGGCCUGGCCCCUUACAGCAGCACGCCCACCAGCCAGCCAGGAAUGUACAACAUGAGCACAGGGAUGACCCAAAUGUUGCAGCACCCAAACCAAAGUGGUAUGAGCAUCACACAUGGCCAAGCCCAGGGCCCGAGGCAGCCUGCCUCAGGCCAAGGCGUUGGGAUGGUGAGUGGCUUUGGUCAGAGUAUGCUGGUGAACCCCACGCUUACCCAGCAGCACCAGCAGAUGAAAGGACCAGUGGGCCAGGCCCUGCCUAGGCCCCAGGCCCCACCCAGGCUUCAGAGCAUCAUAGGGACCAUCCAGCAAGGAGCACAAGGCUGGCAACAGAGGAGCUUGCAGGGGAUGCCUGGGAGGACUAGUGGAGACUUGGGACCUUUCAACAAUGGCACCAGCUACCCACUCCAAGCUGGCCAGCCCAGACUGACCAAGCAGCACUUCCCACAGGGACUAAGCCAGUCAGUGGUGGAUGCUAACACUGGCACAGUGAGAACCCUCAACCCUGCUGCCAUGGGUCGGCAGAUGAUGCCACCCCUCCCAGGGCAGCAAGGCACCAGCCAGGCGAGGCCAAUGGUCAUGUCAGGCCUGAGCCAGGGCGUCCCUGGCAUGCCAGCCUUCAGCCAGUCCCCGGCACAGCAGCAGAUGCCCAGCGGCAGCUUUGCCCCAAGCAGCCAGGGCCAACCCUAUGAGCGGAACCCCCCUCAGGACCUGUCGUACAGUUACAGUGGUGAGAGUGCCGGGGCUUCCUUCCCAGGGCUCACAGACAGUGGGGACCUCGUGGACUCCAUCAUCAAAGGCGGGCCGGGGGACGAGUGGAUGCAGGAGCUUGAUGAAUUGUUUGGUAACCCCUAGUCCUAAGGGGUCCCGAGAGCCACAACUAGAGUGGUGAAAGUUUAACUCGUGAAAAAGAAACAGGAUGUUGACCCAUCCUUGUUUUUUGUUUUUUGACCCACGUAAACUGAGCAAAACUGCAGCUGGCUGGCAGUGGAAGAUCCAGGUGUCAAUCAGCCUUUCGGAGCCUCUGUGCACCUGAUUUUCACACAGCAAUCAAGAUGAGACAUCCUGCAGGUCCCUGCUCCUAGAGAGGGCCCCCCGGGGGUCAGGUAGGGAAGAUGCCAGCAGCUGAAGCCCCUCUGCUCAGCAGCCCUUGUGAUCGCCUGGCCCAGCAAGAGCUGCUCCAGCCCACAGGGACUGCCGGCCCUCCUGGCCCAGGCCCAGGGACUGUAGACUUGGAGACAGGAGACAUAGAGCCUCAGUCAAGGAGACCCUCCUAGAGGCUGCCGGACCGUGGCACAGGCCAUGGGCACAGGUCAGAAAGGUGCUGAAUCUGGGUAAAAAGAGCUGUCUGCUUCCAGACUUGCUUGGUACUGGAGGAACAGCAAGCCGCUCCCAGAGAGACAACCAAGGAUCCAGCAGGCUGGUCUCCCCGCCCGUGAUGCCCCUCAGGCGUUGUGAGGCCACCCACAAGGAGAGCCAGCUGAGCUUGAGAAGGCCCAGCGCUGGAACAGCCCUCCACUGGAGGCUGUGGUAGCUGUCCUUGCUGUUUGGACUGGAGCCGCAGGGUUCCCAGGACAACGUGCUACAUCCAGGUGGUUUUCUGCUUCUGACAGUGACGAGGUGGAGAGACCUCUGCUGCAUUCUGAGUCCGCCACCGGGCACCUCCCUCCCCCAUCCCACCUGCCCUUGCCUCUCCUUCCAGACUCGCCAAGAAGUGAGGCUUUGGGCAGAGUGAACACCAGUGCAAGAACUGAGACAGUGCCUGACAUGCAGAGGCGAUGCUGGCGCGUGCUUCCUCCGACACGUAUAGAGUUGAACGAGUGUCUCUGCUUGGAACUGAGCAGGCUGUGCUGGUGUUACGUCUCCCCUUUGAGGAAGGGCCUGGAGGGCGGUAGGUUGGGCUCCCUUUGGGAAAACCCCAGGGGCGAUUGCUCUAAAAUUGGCCUUGUUCAUCGUCUCUGUCGUCAGAAAGACAAAUAUAAAACCCCAAAGAUGGAUGAACAGAAAAAUCAACAGCUCUGCCAUACCAAUUUGGGUGACAACAGGGGGGGAAGACUUGCUUUCUUUCCUAAGGGCAAAGUAAUCCACUUCAAAAGUUCUGUACAGUUGUUCUCUUUGUAAAUCACUCACAUCUGCCCUAAGUGAAAUCUGUCUCGAGGAGCCAGCAGCUGCCACUGUCACAGGCUUGUCUCCUGGUGUCUGCCUUCCCUCCCACGGUCCUAUUUUGGAGGCUGUGUGACACAACUACUGUCCUGAGUGUGAGUGGCAAAUGUUUUCCUCCUUCCCUGUCCCUCCGGGUUUCACAUGCUGGCUCUGUCUGUGCAGCAACACACAGCUCACCGAAGACCAGAGCUUGGAGGGCUGGACUGGCUGCACUCCGGGCAAGUCAGGCCCCGUGGGAAGCGGAAGGCUGUGAAGAGGAGACAGGCAAGUGCUGCCUUUGACCUGCUCUCCGUGAGCCCUGGGUUCUAGACCUGCCUACCGAGGGCAAAGUGAGGCCAGAAACACUGGGCUGAUGGGCCAAGUGCCCCCUCCGAAGAGUGGUGGCAAGGUGACUUUUUGAACUCUUAUCAGUGGGGAGAGAUGCCACCAGGAAAACAGAUGAAAACCAAAAAGUAAAGCUGAAAACACAAAAUACAGAAUUAUUACCUUUUCCUGCAAGGUCCAGGAAAUAAAUGUAUAAGCAAUGAUGAGAAGCUGGAGGUGGGUGAAGGAGAGAGGGGUUUCCAUUAUCUUUUCAAAGCUGCCUCCAAGUGCUUAGUACUGGGACCAACUCAUAGAGAGGUAGAUUUUCAUAAGGUUGUUUUGUUUUUACUACGGUGCUGAUGUAUAUGUAAUGUCUAAAAGAAGUUAUUUGUACAUAAGUUUUUACAAUACUGCAGAUAUCACUGGGUCUACUAUCUGUAAAAAAUAUACAUAUAAAUAUAUAUAUACUGUUUGUUUAAAAUAGAGUAUUUUUAUUUCAUUCCUUAACUCAUCAUCACAGCAGUGGUAUUGCACUUCAGACAACAUCUAAUUACUAAUUUGUACUGUAUGACCUACAGCAACUUGCUCCAUUUUAUUCAGAUUUUUCUAGUUUUCUGUUUUGACUUUGUACAUUGAGCACUGCUUAUUUCCUUUUAAGAAAUGUACAGAAUUCUGAAAUGUAGAAAUGAAGUGAUGUUGACAUACCACUUUUAAAGAAAAAAAAUAAAAGAUCAUUAUCUGAAUCAA
Heterocephalus glaber (naked mole-rat) is the source of this 6711-nucleotide messenger RNA. It is a transcript of the gene Maml3, whose product is annotated as mastermind like transcriptional coactivator 3. Gene Ontology annotation, biological process: positive regulation of transcription of Notch receptor target; Notch signaling pathway. Lineage: Eukaryota; Metazoa; Chordata; Mammalia; Rodentia; Bathyergidae. The record is from RefSeq and is a predicted model, not a curated record. Gene Ontology annotation, cellular component: nuclear speck; nucleoplasm. Gene Ontology annotation, molecular function: transcription coactivator activity.